UAAUUAUUUAGGUUGUAACAUGAUAAGUUCCAUCACAAUCUGAAGAUCAGAGUUAGCAGCAAUUUGAGAUGGAGCAGAACAAGGGAAGCAUAGUGACACGAUUGCAAGGUGUGAAGGACAAGAGUGGCAAGUCCUACAAUCAGUUAGCGUUGGAGACUGGACUCACCAACGUCUAUGUUGCUCAGCUUCUCAGAAGACAGGCUCAGCUCAAACCCCAAACUGCCCCUGUUUUACGGGCAGCUUUGCCCGACCUGCCCGAAGACCUUCUCCAUGAGAUGAUGAGACCCCCUUUGAGGUCUUAUGACCCUAAUCUCAUCCAAGACCCCACUGUCUACAGGUUGAAUGAAGCUGUAAUGCAUUUUGGGGAGAGCAUCAAAGAUAUAAUCAAUGAGGAGUUUGGUGAUGGAAUUAUGUCAGCAAUAGAUUUCUACUGCUCGGUUGACAAAAUUAAAGGAGUAGAUGGGAAGGAUCGUGUGGUAGUGACAUUUGAUGGAAAAUAUUUGCCACAUUCUGAGCAGAUAUCUGAGCACAUGGUUUCAAGAACAAGACCACUUGGAAAACAGUGAGUAUCUUCAUGGGAAGACCAAGGUCAAAUUCUUCGAUACCGAUUUACAUGCACAUGCAUUACCUGUGAUUUGUAACAACUACAACCACAAGUUGUAUUUUAUCAAUGCUAUUUUCUGUUGCCUAUAGAGAGAGACAAUGGGUGAGAAAAAUAAAAGUAGCUGGUCAUGGCUGUUUAUACAAUGGUUUGUGUUUAUAUAUCAGCAUAAAAAUAAAAGUUACUUUUAAAGUCA
This is a messenger RNA of Cajanus cajan (pigeon pea), 797 nucleotides long. It is a transcript of the gene CYN, whose product is annotated as cyanase. Gene Ontology annotation, molecular function: cyanate hydratase activity; DNA binding. Lineage: Eukaryota; Viridiplantae; Streptophyta; Magnoliopsida; Fabales; Fabaceae. The record is from RefSeq and is a predicted model, not a curated record.